AUGGGUCGUCGAGUCAUCUUCGACAGUUGUCACCCGGUGGAGCGAAAAAACAGUGACUUUGCGGCUCUUCGGUGGUUGUCACCUAACGGAGAGGAGUUGGAUGGAGGUGGGGCACGUGUCAAGGAGUGACGUGACUCAGUCGUUGUAUAUUAAAUCACGCAAAUAUAAAAUUUAUAAAACUAGAAAAUAUAAAUUUUCAGAUAUUUAGAAGUAUUUCUAAAUAAAUAUAUCAAUUAUAAUUCAAUAAAAAUUCUAAAAAUAGCGGUAAUAUCUGGUAAUUAUUCAGAAUUUUUCUCAAUGAAUACAAUUUUCUUACAAAUUUUAUACUAGGAAAUAAAAAGGAAAUAUAUUUAAAAUUCACGAAAAAAAAGGAAAUAAGGGUGCGGACGUCAGGAUGAUGUCAGCGCCUGGUGAACGCGAAUCAGGCGGAAAUAGAGUUCCGCCCGUCAGUCCUUACGUAGGCGAUUACAGACGACUCAAUUAAUCAAAUUAAGAUCUGUAAAAGCCACAAGAAUCGUAAUUGAAUGAAGUAUAGUUUGGUAAAUUAAAAUCAACAAAGUAUCACUAAAUGAAGCGUAAAUUAAAUUGAAAGCAGGAAAACAGAGUUCCGGCGUCACGACGGCGAUGCAUCGGCAAUGCAUCGGAAUCCUGAGCAUUCAAGAGGAUCGUCAUGUAGUGUCCACGGCCUCAAAGGCUCUCCUUAAACAAAGACGAUGUGGGCAAUCUCUAGAUCUUCUCGCGAAGUCUAGAGAUCAAUGAAGUGGGUCGUUGAAUCGUCUCUAGUGGCUGUCACCCGGCAGAGCGGAAAAAUGGCAAGUUUGCGGCUCUCCGGCGACUGUCACCUGACGGAGAGGAGCUGGAUGGAGGUGGGGCGCAUGUCAGGGAGCUUCAUCCUCAGGUCUGCGCAGCAAGAGGUGGCUCUUCAUCGCAUCUGGUACGCUUUUAGGAGGUGGCGAUUGGUCUCCUGGUGGAUCGUCCUCUUCCUGACAACGGCUUGUUCGUCGAUCAAUCAGAGAUGA
Spirodela intermedia is the source of this 1019-nucleotide messenger RNA. Lineage: Eukaryota; Viridiplantae; Streptophyta; Magnoliopsida; Alismatales; Araceae. The record is from the annotation of a GenBank genome assembly.